AUGCUUGACUGGCCCACUGCAAACCUGCAAGUUUUUGGACUCGUUUGCCUGGGAUACCUUACUUUCGUUAGACUCCUCCGCCGCCGACGCUACAACGCUAUACACGAGAAAUAUACUCCCAAGUACAAGGCUGGUGCGCUGACGCUACGAGAUGCGCAGGAAAUCAUGGGUCUUUCCAUGAUAUAUGAUAUGCCAGCCCUGCUGAAUUAUUCGCUAGCCUUUGCGCUGUUCAAAACCUAUGCGAUCCCCAGUAUCUCCAAACUCCUAUUCGAUACCCAGGAGCUUUCACACCCGGACAGGAUCUCGAAGCGCUAUGCGGACACCGAGAUCUGUUUCUCGACAUGGAUGUUUUGUCCAUUAUCAGGAAAGCCUAGGACAAACGUUCCGGAGGAUGAGAAGUCUCACGAAGAAGACCCGCGAGCCAAUAUUGCUAUUUCUCGCGUCAAUUGGCUCCAUUCACGUUAUAAAAUUUCGAACGGCGACUACUUAUUUACGCUGUGUCUUGCCAUCAUCGAGCCCGUCAGGUGGGCUGCAAGAUUCGGAUGGCGGUCUCUCUCCGAAUUGGAACGUUCAGCCUUUUUAAUAUGCUGGACCGAAAUUGGUCAGAGAAUGAACAUCAAGGACAUCCCUGAAACAUGGGAAGAACUCGUUCAGUGGUCACAGGCUCAAAACAUGGUCCCAGCACAGAGCAAUCACGAUGUAGCCUCUCUCACCACAGAAGAACUCCUCCACGUCCUUCCCGAAUCCUUCGGAAUCAAGAACUUCGCUCGAAGGGUCUCGAUCUGCCUUCUCGACGACCGGACUCGCAUUGCGAUGAUGCAACCAGCUCAGCCUUGGUACCUCCACGCGUUCACCCGCGGCGUCCUACACACCUUCAGCUUCAUCCAACACCACCUUCAGCUUCAUCCAACACCACCUCUCCGAGAUGGACGGGUUCGUAUGUACCCGACGCGAUGGCAGCCCAAGCCUUGGUAUAAACCACAGGCCAACGGACUGUUAGGGUCACUCAAAGAUAGACUCGCAGUCUUCGUCGGUUUCUACGACGAGAUGCCAGGGAAGAAAUACAAGACUGAUGGUUAUAUACUGGAAGAAAUAGGUCCGGUAUCUUUAGAGAAAGCCGGACGAGAAGCAACGUUGCGUAUGGCUGAAGACAUGCAAGGAUGUCCAAUUCGAGCACCUUGGUUUGCAGAUAUGAACACUACGAAGAACGCCAAGACUUAA
Molecule: messenger RNA, 1221 nt
Organism: Guyanagaster necrorhizus
Lineage: Eukaryota; Fungi; Basidiomycota; Agaricomycetes; Agaricales; Physalacriaceae
Exons: 12
Coding region: 1-1221 (406 amino acids)
Molecular function (GO): oxidoreductase activity
Source: RefSeq, a predicted model, not a curated record